AUGUCCAACGCCAAAGUUCUAUCGACCAAGCUUGUCACCACAAUUACCAAAGACAGCCGAGUGGUCCAAAUUGGUUUUGUAGAUAAGACAGAUAUAUGGAACAGGACGGUGCUCAGCGCCGAGGUUCAGCAAAAGUUCACAAAGGUGGCAGAGGGAUAUAUCGACACUCUUCGUCCGGACACCAACACAGUUGCUCUCCAAGAGACUCCUCAUAAGAGUGAGUCCGAUAACCGGACACAUUUUACGGCAGUAGAGUUAGACGGGUCGGGUAAAGUCACAGCCAAACGGCACUUUACAGUCGAUUAG
Neoarthrinium moseri is the source of this 306-nucleotide messenger RNA. RefSeq lists its product as uncharacterized. The record is from RefSeq and is a predicted model, not a curated record. The coding region runs from base 1 to 306 and encodes 101 amino acids. NCBI's taxonomy places the organism in Eukaryota, Fungi, Ascomycota, Sordariomycetes, Amphisphaeriales, Apiosporaceae. The transcript has 2 exons.